Molecule: messenger RNA, 1410 nt
Organism: Saccostrea echinata
Lineage: Eukaryota; Metazoa; Mollusca; Bivalvia; Ostreida; Ostreidae
Product: thiosulfate sulfurtransferase-like
Exons: 9
Coding region: 53-1189 (378 amino acids)
Biological process (GO): transsulfuration
Cellular component (GO): mitochondrion
Molecular function (GO): thiosulfate-cyanide sulfurtransferase activity
Source: RefSeq, a predicted model, not a curated record
UUUGAUUUUCAAAUCUGAAAUGAGAAAGUGCCAGAUUCGAUAACAAUUGAGAAUGAUACUUGGAUUGAUUUUAACAUCAUCCAAACACUUCAGAUCACACACAGCCUUUAUUAAAAGAAAUUUCCAGACAUUUGUUUCCUCUGCAUGGUUAAAAAACCAGCUGUCAGCAUCUCAUGAAUUGAGCUCAGACCUGAGAUUGUUAGAUGCAUCCUGGCAGUCUAAUGGGCAGGGAUAUGAGCAACUUUAUAAACAAAUGAUACUUGGAUUGAUUUUAACAUCAUCCAAACACUUCAGAUCACACACAGCCUUUAUUAAAAGAAAUUUCCAGACAUUUGUUUCCUCUGCAUGGUUAAAAAACCAGCUGUCAGCAUCUCAUGAAUUGAGCUCAGACCUGAGAUUGUUAGAUGCAUCCUGGCAGUCUAAUGGGCAGGGAUAUGAGCAACUUUAUAAACAGGCACAUAUUCCACAUGCAGUGUAUUUUGACCUGUAUAAAUGUUGCAUUGGUACAAAAGAAAUCCCUCUGAACCUCCCCGAACCAGAAUGUUGGACAAAGUAUGUGCAAUCAUUAGGUGUGUCUACAGACACUCAUGUGGUGGUGUAUGAUGGACAGAACAUGCGACUGGCAUUCAGGACCUGGUGGCUCUUCAGGCUAUAUGGUCAUGAGAAUGUUUCUGUAUUAGAUGGAGGUCUAAUUAAAUGGGCAGAAGAUGGCUAUGAAAUCACAGUGGAAGAACCGCGUGUGGAGAAGCCUGGCAACUUCCAGGGCCAGUUGAAUAAAGCUUUAAUGAGAACCUUUGAGGACAUGCAAAGGAAUGUGAGGGUGCAAUCAGAGCAGGUGGUGGAUGUGAGAGAGGCUAAAGCUUUUGAGGGGGACUUAGGGGAGACACCAGAAUCUAGAAAUGGACACAUUCCUGGAAGUCUGAACAUCCCAUACAGUUUGUUCUUUAAUGAAGAUAUGACUUUUAAAUCUAAGGAGGAGUUAAAUGACUUGUUUGAGGAUGCAGGAUUGGAUCUGGAUAAACCUAUUGUAUCCAGUUGCUUUCUUGGAUUAACUGGAUGUGCAGUAAAUGUUGCUACCCACAUGUUUGGGAAGAAGAACACAGCCUUAUAUUAUGGCUCCUGGAAUGAAUGGCGACUUCGAGUUAAUGCUAGUGAAUGUGAAACAGGUCCACCACGUCGUAAAGGAUAAUUAUUCAGGGAAUACACACUAAUUAGCUAGAAAUAUAUACUUUAUUAAUUAUUGAUUGUCUACAAUUUCCUUGUGAUUUUUUUUAAUUUAAUCUUUGAAAAAGAUAUUUGCCAUAUUUAUUACAGAAUUGCUCUAGUAAAUCAUAUAUAGGAAUCAGUUAAGUAAUAAAUUUUAUGAUUGUUCCUGUUGUUUAACAUGCAUUAAUUACUUAUCUGCAAUAU